CGUGGAGUCCACAUCAGUCUUUUUUUUGCUCUCACAGUGUAAAGAUGAGGAAGUUUGCGUACUGUAAGGUGGUGCUGGCCACCUCUCUGGUGUGGGUGAUGGUAGACAUGUUCAUCCUCCUCUACUUCAGCGAAUGCAACAAAUGUGAUGACAAAAAAGAGAGAGGAUUGCCAGGGAGAGACACUGUGGUUCAAAGGCCUCAUGACGGCCCAGGGGAGAUGGGAAAGCCAGUGGUCAUCGCUAAAGACCAACAGGAGAGGAUGAAGGAAAUGUUUAAGGUUAACCAGUUUAACCUGAUGGCCAGUGAGAUGAUUGCACUCAACCGAUCUUUACCGGAUGUGCGUCUCGAGGGGUCAUUCAGUGGCUUUGAACUGGCUUGUUUGUUCAAAGCAGACAGCGUUGACUUCUUGAAGAGGCAGUUGGAGCAGUACGUGCGGAAGCUGGAGGUUCCUGUCAGGGUGGUACGGAUGGAGCAGCGCUCGGGCCUGAUUCGCGCUCGGUUGAAGGGGGCGUCCAUCUCCACAGGUCAGGUGAUUACCUUCCUGGAUGCCCACUGUGAAUGCACCACCGGCUGGCUAGAGCCUCUGCUCACUCGCAUCAAACUUGACAAGAAAACCGUAGUGUGUCCCAUCAUUGACGUGAUCAGCGAUGACACGUUUGAGUACAUGGCAGGCUCUGAUAUGACAUAUGGUGGCUUCAACUGGAAGCUGAACUUCCGCUGGUAUCCGGUACCACAGAGAGAGAUGGAUCGCAGAAAAGGAGACAGAACACUGCCUGUCAGGACCCCCACUAUGGCAGGUGGUCUCUUCUCCAUAGACAGAGGUUAUUUCCAGGAGAUUGGCACAUAUGAUGCAGGCAUGGACAUUUGGGGAGGAGAGAACCUGGAGAUGUCCUUCAGGAUUUGGCAAUGCGGGGGGACGCUUGAGAUCGUCACGUGUUCUCACGUCGGUCACGUGUUCCGUAAGGCGACGCCGUACACGUUCCCUGGUGGAACUGGGCAGAUCAUCAACAAAAACAACAGGCGGCUGGCAGAGGUCUGGAUGGAUGAGUUCAAGAACUUCUUCUACAUCAUCUCACCUGGUGUGACGAAAGUGGAUUAUGGAGACAUCUCAUCCAGAACAUCACUGAGACAGAGACUGCAGUGUAAGCCGUUCUCCUGGUACCUAGAAAAUGUCUACCCAGACUCCCAGAUACCACGCCACUACUACUCUCUGGGAGAGAUCCGUAAUGUUGAGACUAACCAGUGUCUGGAUAACAUGGCCAGGAAAGAGAAUGAAAAAGUGGGCAUUUUCAACUGCCAUGGCAUGGGUGGAAACCAGGUUUUCUCGUACACAGCCAAUAAAGAGAUCCGAACUGAUGACCUCUGUUUGGAUGUGUCUAAACUCAAUGGUCCGGUUAUGAUGCUCAAGUGCCAUCACUUGAAAGGCAACCAGCUCUGGGAAUAUGACCCUGUGAAGCUGAGCCUGGUACACGUGAACAGUAAUCAGUGUUUGGAUAAGGCGUCUGAAGAUGACAGUCAGGUGCCCAGCGUCAAGGACUGCACCGGGAACCGCUCGCAGCAGUGGCUCCUCCGCAACGUCACACUGCCCGAGAUAUUCUGAGCUCGCACACGGACGGACAGAUGGACAGACUCUCACACCGUCGCUGAUGGAGAGAACGUGAGAGAAAGGACUGCUUUCCUCUCAAUCCUGGUGGUCUGCCUUCAAAUGAUCUCAAAGAACAGAACCGCAUACAGUAUGUAUAUGAAUCUCCCCAUCACUCCACCUUUGCAGAGGAAAAGAACGAACGAUGGAGAGAAAGACUCGUGGAGAAAGAAACUUGAGUUUGAUGCCGUUAUCCUCCUCGUUCGAGGGGCAGCGGGCAUUUUGGUUAUGUUUACGAGAACGCCUCCCUUUUAGAGUAUCAGUGUGUGUGUUUAGGUGUGUGUGCGUGACGGGAAUGCGCGAGUCAGUGUUUUCCACAGGAGUUUCGCCCUUUUUUAAGUUAAAUAUUUUUCAAGCCUUGUAGAAAUGAAGGGUAUCUAGCACAUGAAGGAGAGGCUGAAGUGUGUCUGAGUGCAUGUGAGAUUUCAAGUGUGUCACAUCAGGAUGGAUCUUCUGUCCAUGGACGUAACAGUGGUCUUCUAUCUGUUUGAAGCAGGGGCUCCCCCUACUGGCCACCGACACAUACUGACCUGUCUAUAAAUCUUCAUCUCAGCCAGUGGACUACCUACAAUCAAUCACCGUAUAGAGCUAUAAUCAAUGAAAAAAGGAUGACUGUCUGACCAGGAUGUUUUUCAUAUCAUCAGUGUUCAUGUAACUUUUUUUACACCGGAGAUUGAUACUUUUUUUUUUGGUUUCUGCAUUUUUGAGUGCCACAUACAAGCACUUUUCACUUGUUUGGUGUUGUUUUUUAUGUCAAGUCUGUCUCUUAAAGAUAUUAUUGUAAUUUAACACGCAAUUUCAGGACAGUCCUGAACUCGCCCCAAAUUUUUGCCUUCCUUUGGGUUCCAGCCCUUCAGCUGACACGGUUUACCCAUAAGCACGUAGGUUGAUCGGGAAGAGAUGGAUCAUCUUCUGUCAUAUCAUCCAACUGUACAAGGGCUCGGUCUCAGUGUACAUGCACGAGAAAGAACUCUUUCGUCUGAUAUCUUUCUUUGUUUACGUUCACUUUAAAUUGUUACUGACUUUUGUGUAAAAUUUCUUUAAUUCAUCACCUCAUUUGGCAUCUGAAGGUGAAAGAAGGCUGCUUGCCACAUUUCAACUGAUGUCUGAUAGCCUAAAGAGAUUGUCCUGCAUUUCAGAUUCAUGAGAUUUCAUUCUUCUGAUUUUAUUUUCAAAUGGUCUGAGAUUUCAUUUGAGCUGUGAUGGUUGAAGAUGGUUGGAAAAGGAAAUUGAACCCCUCUGUUUUGAGAUUUGUCACAUGGAAUCAGGAUUUAUUUUUUUCCCCCUUGAAAACUCUUGACCCUGUCUAAAUACUUUAAAUGAUCUGUACCCUUUUGUCCUAAAAGUGUCACUGUGUACCAAAAAAUUUAUUCUAAAUUGUGAGAUUCUAGAUUCUAAAACAAGUUUCAAAAUAAAGAUAAGAAAAGGUCAAAUGUGAGUUUCUAAAUUGUAUGAUUGUAAAUGCACAUUAGAGAUUCUUAAAAAGAUUCAAGACUCUAUAGAUUCAAAAUUUUAAAUCUCUAAAUAUAGAUUCUAGAUUCUAAAAAAGAUUCUAAAUAUAGUCUACAUUCUGAAAAAAAAAAAGAUUCUAAGUAAUGAUUGUAAAUUGUGGGAUUCUGAAUUGUAAGACUAAUAAAUACAGAUUCUAAAUUGUAAAUAAAAGGGCAGUUUCCUUGUAGACUCAGAGGAUGGGUGAGGAUCUUGCGAGUAUUUGGACAGGGCCUCAAGAUCAUCUGUAGAGAUGUGUGAGUGUGAACAAGCGUGUGUGUUUAUAUUUGUCAAAGGGAUGUCUUUUGUUUUUGUCUUUUUUUUGUUGAAUUGAUGAGGGUCUGGCCUGCUGAUUGGUGGGUUAGAGAGCCCUGUGUUGAGAUGAUCCACAGGCUGGAGAAAUAAACCACAGAAAGUUUACAGUCCAA
Messenger RNA from Sinocyclocheilus grahami, 3559 nucleotides. It is a transcript of the gene galnt1, whose product is annotated as UDP-N-acetyl-alpha-D-galactosamine:polypeptide N-acetylgalactosaminyltransferase 1. The transcript has 12 exons. Gene Ontology annotation, molecular function: polypeptide N-acetylgalactosaminyltransferase activity. Lineage: Eukaryota; Metazoa; Chordata; Actinopteri; Cypriniformes; Cyprinidae. Gene Ontology annotation, biological process: protein O-linked glycosylation. Bases 45 to 1601 code for a protein of 518 amino acids. Gene Ontology annotation, cellular component: Golgi apparatus. The record is from RefSeq and is a predicted model, not a curated record.